ACUCCAUCUGUGAAAAGGGAAAAUACGGAUUUGACUGCCAUCGGGACUGCAGGUGUCGUGUCAAUGAACAUUGCACAGUUAGCACUGGUCUCUGUCCCUCUGGAUGUACUACUGGCUAUAGAGGCUUGGAGUGUGCACUGUCGUGCAGAAUUGACACAUAUGGAGAAGGCUGCAACAGCUCUUGCACCGACAAUUGCCUACAACCAAACAGGACAGACACGACCUCCUGCAAUCAUAUUACCGGAAUGUGUCUCUACGGCUGUCGUCAAGUCGGCUUCACCGGAUCCCACUGUACACAAGAAUGUGGCAAGGGCACCUACGGACAAGGCUGUCAGGAAGAGUGCAGUCAAGAGUGCGUGGCAUCCAGAAACCCAUUAGAAUCAUCAUGUGAUCACGUGAACGGAUCCUGUCUGUACGGCUGUCAAAGUGGAUACAUUGGAGUUACCUGUGUUGACAAAUGCCCUACAGGAAAGUUUGGAGUCGGGUGUAAGCAAUCUUGCAGUGACAGAUGCGCCCAUUCAAACAAUCCCAGCACGUCCUCGUGUUAUCACGUUGAUGGAAUAUGCCGCUUUGGGUGUGAGCAUGGAGCCACUGGGGCUUUUUGUUCUGAUGUUAGUUUCGCCCUUUACUCAGAGGACUCAGGACAUCGUGAGCAUAUCUGUGGGUGUCGCCUUGACUUUCUUCAUCCUCUUCUGCCUGUUCACUAA
Messenger RNA from Candidula unifasciata, 707 nucleotides. Lineage: Eukaryota; Metazoa; Mollusca; Gastropoda; Stylommatophora; Geomitridae. The record is from the annotation of a GenBank genome assembly.